ACCGCCCACGACACACGCCCUUCCGUUCAGUGCUGCACUGCGACGUGAGUUACAGGCGAAAACAAACUUAAUGUUCCGUAAAAUAUAUUUUGUCUAGGCCUUACCCUGCCAUACAGUAUUAAAAUUGUAUCGGUUCAACAUUCCUGCCAACGUUUAAGCGGGGCUGUCGAGAAUGGGUUCGCUUUAAGUUCCUGAAUUUUUUUUUUUUUGCUUGCCUAAAACCGGACUCGGUUUGAAUACUGCUUCUACUUAAGUUUGACAAAUCCAUACACAGAGUUGGACGUUUGAGCUCAGUCCGUUUCGAGUACAUUCAGCAUAUUGUUCGUUGGACUAAAGCAUUGAGUUUUAUGUCGACUGCUCUUUUCGAGUAGUUCAUUACUUGCUUAAAGCGUUAGCCGAAUUCCCAUAACGGUUUUAUGAUCCGAACUAUCCCCAUGCUUUGCCUUCGUGUAAUUUUACAAUCUCGAAUGCGGUUAAGCGUGUUAUAUGCUGCAGGCUACGACAGUGACAUAACACAAAACGUAAAUUUAUAAUCUCGCGAAUAGCGUAUACAGUAGGCACGAAUGAGCAGUUUUGUGUCUCAGUCAUUAACUCGUGUUAUUAUUGUGUUUUUUAUAAGUGUUUCUGUCAGGUCUUGCGUAUGUCAACCCUUUAGCUGGGAUGGCAGCAGUUGGAAGUCCCCGUCCUGGGGUCCCUGACUGUGUGACCAGAGUGGCCCUGAGCCUCUCCUGUCAGAAUCUGAUUGACAUGGAUGUCCUCUCCAAGUCUGACCCACAGUGUGUGUUGUACAUAAACACAUCUGGAACAAGUUGGGUAGAGGUUGGUCGGACGGAGAGAAUCAUGAACUGCCUCAACCCCAAAUUUUCCAAGGAAUUUGUCAUUGACUACCACUUUGAGACAGUGCAGAAGUUGAAGUUUGAGGUGUUUGACAUUGACGACAAUGUCGGUUGCAGUCUACAAGACGCUGACUUCUUGGGGGAACUGGUGUGCACGUUGGGACAGGUUGUGUCUUCGAGGACUCUAACAAAACCACUUGUCAUGAAGGACAAGAGGCCUGCAGGAGCUGGAACAAUUACUAUACAUGCAGAAGAAAGAACGGACAGCAGAGUGGUGCGAUUUGAAGUUGCAGGUAGACAACUGGACAAGCAGAGUUUUUUUGGCAAGUCUGACCCAUUCUUGGAAUUCUACAAGGAGACAGCAACGGGAUGGCUGUUAGCUCACAGAACAGAGGUGGUAAAAUACAACCUGAACCCAGUAUGGAGACCGUUCCAAAUCUCGAUUCAGGCACUCUGUGGAGGUGAUGUGGAGAAAUCUAUAAGGGUCGAUUGCCACGACUACAGGAGCAAUGGCUCACAUAACUUAAUCGGAUCCUUUCAGACCACACUGAGCCAAAUACAGCAGGCAUCGCAAACUUAUGCGGCUGAGUUUGAAUGCAUCAAUAGGAAGAAGAAGCAGCGCAAGAAGAGCUACAAAAACUCUGGCAUUAUAGUCAUCAAACAGUGCAAGAUCGUCAAGGAGUACACUUUCCUUGAUUACAUCUUUGGCGGCUGUCAGAUUAACUUCACCAUCGCCAUUGACUUCACAGCCUCCAACGGGGAUCCCAAAUCUCCACAGUCCCUUCAUUACAUCCACCCUCACGGCUAUAAUGAAUACCUUUCGGCGAUCACAGCAGUUGGUAAUGUCAUCCAAGACUAUGACAGUGACAAAAUGUUCCCCGUGUUGGGCUUCGGAGCUCAGAUCCCUCCUAUGUGGCAGGUCAACCACGAGUUUGCUGUCAACUUCAACCCUUCAAAUCCAUUUUGCGAAGGCAUUGCAGGGGUUGUGAAAGCCUACCAGCAGUGUUUGCCGCAGGUGAAGCUCUACGGCCCGACAAACUUCUCCCCGAUCAUCAACCACGUUGCCCAUUUUGGUCAGCAGGCCUUACAGCAGCAUUGUGCCUCCCAAUAUUUUGUACUGCUCAUCAUCACUGAUGGCGUGAUCACGGACAUGGAUCAGACUCGCGACGCCAUCGUCAAAGCCUCGCGUCUGCCCAUGUCGGUUAUUAUCGUGGGAGUGGGCAGGGCCGACUUCAGCGCCAUGGAGUUCUUGGAUGGAGAUGACGGACUUUUGCGCUCGGCUGCAGGCGAGGCUGCCAUGAGAGAUAUUGUCCAGUUUGUUCCAUUUAGACAGUUCCAAAAUGCAGGAGCUGCCGCCCUUGCCCAAAGCGUAUUGGCUGAGUUACCUGACCAAGUGGCCUCUUUUUUCAACUUGUUAGACCUGAAGCCCCCCAGUGACCCCAGUCCUGCUUAGAAUUGUGAGCAAACAUAACAAAUUAUACCACUAUUCAAAUUACUCACUCUGUUAAACCACUAUUUCUUUUAUUUAAAAAGGAAAAUAAACACCUCUCCUGCCUUUAUCCUAUUAAGUGCCAGUUGAUAUUUUCUUGAUAUGCAAAAUGUCCGAACAGCCACGUGCCUACUGAUAUGUUUACAAACCCACUUCAAAAUAUCUACCUCCUAUGUUUUGUAAAGUGUGGGUUGUUAUUAUGUCAGUGUUGGCUUCCAUUCUAGCUUGCCGACCCCACCUCUCACAACAACUUGGACGCUGACAUGCUGUUUACGCAGCAAUAUUGCAGGAUUACCAAACUGAAAAUUUGUUAUGCCCCGUGUUGUACUGAGGUAAUUUUACAUUUCAGAGUUGCCAUUUCUCAUAUCAAUAACACUCAGCUUAUGAAGGCAAAGAGUUAUUUGUGAAUGUUACUAUAACAAAAUUGUAACUCUUGUCAUUUUUAUUGUCUUAUCUCAGAGAAUUGUAUUUGUAUUCAUAUUGAUUUUAUUUGUAUGUUUUGUAUGUUCGAGUAUACAUCAUUGUAUGCAGUACAACAUUAAAAACAAGUA
Messenger RNA from Hippocampus zosterae (dwarf seahorse), 2876 nucleotides. Its product is annotated as copine-3-like. Gene Ontology annotation, biological process: cellular response to calcium ion; ERBB2 signaling pathway. Bases 661 to 2289 code for a protein of 542 amino acids. Gene Ontology annotation, molecular function: receptor tyrosine kinase binding; calcium-dependent phospholipid binding. The record is from RefSeq and is a predicted model, not a curated record. Gene Ontology annotation, cellular component: plasma membrane. The transcript is spliced from 15 exons. Lineage: Eukaryota; Metazoa; Chordata; Actinopteri; Syngnathiformes; Syngnathidae.